AGCACCCCCCACAGCAGAGCCGGGAAUGUAACAUGGCGCAGGCGGAGGAUGCGGAGCAGCGGCAGAGCAUGUAGGACAAUAAGAGGCCGGAGCAGCAGAGCAGGGGGGCCGGAGACGGAGCCCCCCGAGCAGCCAGUCCAGCAGCGCCAUUCCGCCUCUCUGUGCGCCCACAACACUGCAAAAUGUUGAUAGUUGAGAAGACGACGGACUACCCCUCCACGGAGUAUUCUCUAGUGGAAGAUGUCGCCCUUCACUUCACCUGUCUAAUGGACAGACUCAACGAACAGCGUCUGUUCCAGCCUGACCUCUGCGAUGUGGACAUCGUGCUGGUCCAACAGAAAAGCACCUUCCCCGCUCACAAGGGCGUCCUCGCUGCUUACAGCCAAUUCUUCCAUUCUCUCUUCACCCAAAACAAGCAGCUGCAACGGGUGGAACUGUCCCUGGAGGCCUUGACGUCCCGAGGUUUCCAGCAGAUCCUCAACUUCAUCUACACCUCCAAGCUGUUAGUCAACGGCUGCAACGUCCAGGAUGUCUUAAACGCCGCUGCCGUGUUACAGAUGAACGAAAUUGUGACGUCGUGCCAGGAGCUCAUUCACAGCAGGUCACUGAACCUGUCCAUGGCUAAUGACAUUUUGGACACGGAGGACACUCGAAAUGAUACCACCACGGUCAUGCAGCCGCAGUUCUAUAGGGAGAUAAAACAGGAGGUGGACGCACCUCCGACAAAAAUUUAUGCCCGGGAGGGAAAUGAUCCCUACUCUGUUCGAGUAGAGGACAGUGUAACUAAAGGACAUUCAUCCAACGCUGCGUCACCAAAACAGUAUUUUAAAGAUGAGGAUAGGAGCGGGGCCCGGGUCUGUAAAAUCGAAGGGGCCGACUCGGAAGAGGACCUGGAGACCCAAGAGUCCUAUAACCGAGAGCAGAUCAUCGUAGAGGUCAACUUAAAUAACCAGACACUAAAUGUUUCUAAAGGGACUGAGGGGAAGGGGGGCCCGACCGAUCCAGUAGCUGUUCUGGACCGAUCGGACGGGGACGAUCGGGGAUCGGAAGAAGACGGAGAUGACGAGAACGAGGAAGAGGAAGGUGGCCUGGAAGAGGAGGAGGACUUUCUCGACAUGCUGGAGGACGAGGAAGAUGACAUCUUGCCAAGCGAAGAAGAAGACCUAGAAGAACCCCGCGAGGAGGAAGAAGAGGAGGAAGAGGAUGACGAGGAGAAGGACAAUGAUGAUUCAGCAGAGACAGCCAAAGAUGAAAACUCCCCGGAAGACGGGAGCAAGUCGCCGAGCGAAAACGAGUCCACCAAGUUGUCUAAAGGUGCAAAAGGUUCACGUAACCGAGGAGCUGGUGCGAGGCGGAAGAAGAAAGGACAGGAUGCUUUGGGGCAAAAGGCCAAAUUUGAUGACAAGCAGCACUUCCCAUGUAAGAAGUGCCCUAGAGUUUUUAAUAAUAGGUGGUAUCUGGAAAAGCACAUGAACGUCACCCACAGCCGCAUGAGGAUUUGCGAUAAAUGUGGCAAGAGGUUCCUUCUAGAGAGCGAGCUGAUGCUUCACCACCAGACAGACUGUGAAAAGAAUAUACAAUGUUUAACAUGCGGGAAAACCUUUAAGAAGCUCUGGUCCCUCCAUGAACACAAUAAGAUCGUCCACGGCUACGCAGAGAAAAAAUUUUCUUGUGACAUCUGUGAGAAGAAAUUCUACACGAUGGCUCACGUACGAAAGCACCUUGUCGCUCACACGAAGGACAUGCCUUUCACCUGUGAAACCUGUGGGAAAUCCUUUAAACGUAGCAUGUCUCUGAAGGUCCACUCUCUGCAGCACUCCGGGGAGAAACCCUUUAAAUGUGAGAACUGCCAUGAGCGAUUCCAGUACAAGUACCAGCUGCGGUCGCACAUGAGCAUACACAUCGGGCACAAGCAGUUCAUGUGCCAGUGGUGCGGCAAAGACUUCAACAUGAAACAGUAUUUUGAUGAACAUAUGAAGACCCAUACCGGAGAGAAACCUUUCAUCUGCGAGAUCUGCGGCAAGAGCUUCACCAGUCGGCCUAACAUGAAGCGCCACCGCCGGACGCAUACUGGAGAGAAGCCUUACCCCUGCAGCGUGUGCGGACAGCGCUUCCGGUUUUCCAACAUGCUCAAAGCUCACAGGGAAAAGUGCUUCCAAGGCGGGAACCCCCCUACUCCCGGGAGUCCUGGAACAGCAGCGAGUCUCUCCGCCUCAUCACAAAGCGGCAACUCACCGAGCCAGUCCAGCCCCGGCCUCUCCCCCACUUUGCCCCAGCAUCCUCUCUCUCUGCCCCUCCUGCACUCUCUCCCACACAGCAUGCCUCCGCCAUCGCACCAUCUGCCGCCUCCGCCCCCUCUCUUCCCCGCCGGCCGUAUAAACUCUAACAUCAACUAGACCAAGCUAAGACUGGCCCAACCGCUCAGAAGUGCUCCCUCCAAGACAACGCUGUGGCAUCAUGGCCGAAUAGUUUCCUUUUUUCUACAUUUUGUCCGUCUCUGUUCAGAUGUGGAGGGGGAAGGAGGUGGACGUCCCGGCUCAUUCUCCGCCAUCGUUGCGCUCUUGCACAUGCUUGCAGCAUUAAGAUACAGUGGUGAGGACACCGCUACAAGCAGACUUCUCACUACUGUGCUCUUUUUGUUUUUAGUACAUAUUAAUGUUAAUAUGGGAAAUUCCGAUUUUUAUUAUCUUUUAACUUUGUAUCAUUUUUAUUUAAAGCUGCCCAACUAAGCCCAUUGCGCCGUAGCGCAGAGGUCCUAUAUAUGCACAGCCACCCCCGGCCACACAGUUGUGUGGGGUGUAGGGUCGCCACCCAGACUCAUGGAAGACGUGGACGUCCUGGCAGAUGCGGAAAAAGUACGAUCAGGAAUUGUAGGCUACCCUGCCUAAAUCUAUCGGGUGGCGGCGAAUCCCCCGUCGAGGAAGCAGAGAUAUAUUUUAAGUAGUAAUAUAGAAGCUGUUUCACCCCCAAGUCUGUAUGUUGGUUUAAUAAACCAGUGCACCCCCAAAAACACAAAAAAUAAUGGUUCAUGAAGGUGGCCGCCAUAUUGACUGUGUCCGCAACAUUUCAUCAUGACUUACGUUGGUUGCUUCCUAGUAUCUUACAAUAUGUGAUUGAUGGAGGCUAUUCCUGUUAUAUAAAUGGGGGGGGGGGGUGUUGUAUUUAUGGCCCAAAAUUUAUCAAAAAGUUUCUCCAGUGUGAAUGUAGCAUAGAAUAAUGACUGGAAAAUAGGAUGGGCAGAAAUCGGUAAGGGGCACCUCCCACUUCCUGGAUAGACUCCACCCUAUCGAUCGUGAGAGGAUUUGUAACCCCCUCGCCCAGGAAGUGCCUCCCUAUCUGAUCAGUACAUGGCCUACCGAUACUUCUCCUCCUCUUAUUGGGGUUGGCGUGUUCAUUUUACAUGCUAUGACAUGCUUGUCUUGCAUGUUCUUUGGGCAGCCACUGUAAGCCUGUACAGCGCCAUAUUGUCUCGGCCUUCCAUUGGAGGUGUGUGUCCCGAAAUCCUCCCAACAUGCAUCUCUAAUGGUAGGCACAAAUGUAAUGGGAACAGGGCCUUGGGAAGUAUUGCAGAAAUACAAGUUUAUCAUUCAGAAAUCUACAGGAACUCAGAAUACAAUUACUUGAGGUGGAACAUGGAGGAAGCAUUUGCCGAUGCGCAAACUACUUCCUGUUAAAAUGCAAAUGGAAGUUUUCUCCAUGUUUUGCUUUUCUCCGCAUGCUUCCUUCUGCCAGCAUAUAGAAUAGGUUUGUCCAUUCUUUUCUUGGCUGUCAUUAAAACAAAUCUCCUAUAAAACAUCCAGCAUUCUGCCCUUUAUAUUAUCUUUAUAGGCGCUGGAGCUCUGUUUCUUUUCGGAUACAGAACCCCAAAUCCCCUACACAGAUAUACAUGAUAAAAUUUGAUGUUCCUGCAGCCACCACCAGGGGGAGCUCACUGCAUACUGUUACUGUAGAGAUCAAUGUAUAAACAGGAUGUUGUAAGCUCCCCCUUGUGGUGGCUGUAGGUAGUCACAGUUUUAUCAUUAUUAGAUAUGUCUGUCCAUAAUAUUAUACAAAAAAUUAUUAAGCGAGGGUUUUUCUGACCUUAUUUAAAAAAGUUGCUUUUUUUUUUAUCCAGCACAAAUAUGGAAUCAAUAGUGACCUGAUCAUUAGUGCUGUGCAUACACCAUGUGAACAACGUGCAAGAUCUGUUAUCUGAAUUUGUGUAAAGUAGACGUGUUUCUGUAAAAUGACGGGAUGACUACCUGCCAACUCAAUUCAUCUAGCCAUUUUUUGGGGGGGGCGGAGUCUUUACUUAUGACAGGUUAGUUGUACAUGGUUCACAGAUGGACCCCCUUAAAGGGUGUAUAUACUUUUGCAACCUGCUCCGGUGUGUCUCAAAACAACUGUGAAAGUAGUCCCGAUGAAAACUCCAUUGUACAGAUCUCCAUGGUUACAGACUACACACAAUCCCCGUGUAGUCGGAUCCUACAGCUCUGCCCUAUUCAAGGUAAGCUAUGAGAAGGCUGCGGCCUCAUUAAACAGCUGAUGGGGAAGGGUCCUGAGUGUCAGACCCCCCGCUGACUAGUUACUUAUGACCUGUUCUGAAGAUAGGGCAUCAGUAUAAAAGUUGGAAAACUCCUUUAAGAGACAGUUUCACAUAGGAGCUGCAUGCAUAAAGCAGCAGAUUUUUUUGCAAAGUUGCACUUUUUUUGCUUUUUGAUGCAUUGAGGCAGUAAAUAAUGCCGGUUCCUAUAGCAUACACACCCUUUAAGCAUUGGGUUAAUAUGGCAGCUGCUCUUUUAUAGGUGGUGUAUCACAGUCUAGAUUGACACCAUGACUCUUGCCCCCAGGCCUUUUCUAAUAAGCUUCCAUAGCGUUGUCUUUCCCUCAGUCCGAGAACUGAACAAUUCCGCCCCCUCCCAAGCACCUUUUGUACCGUGUGCCGCUCUCACAAAAAUGAAUAAAUGCCAAAGUCCCCAUUUUCGCUAUUGUAAUGUUUUUCAGGGAACAUAUUUGCAAUAAUGGGUGUUAUGUGCCAUUCUGCGGGCCCAGAUACAGGGGCUGAAUGAUGUAUGACCUUCAGCUGUACAAUAUGUAAGGGGGGACCUGAUCUUAUGGGAGAUGUCUUAUAGAUUGGAGGAGACGUGCAGAUAGACAGCACUUAAUGAACUCUUUUCUUUCUCUGUUGUACAAUGUGUUAAAUUUCUUUAAAAAAAUAAAAAAUAAAUCCGUCAAGGAGGCACCCUAAGUGUAGGUUCACCUUUAAACUCUAUAUAUAUUUGCGUGCUCCCUUACCCCACUGAAAACUAAGCCCAUAUCCCAUGGUGCAGUGUUCUCCACUACAAAAAUGUAUUUAUGUAUUUUCAUGGUGCAGAGCUCUGUCAGUCACCACUAGAGGGAGCUGAUGAGCUCCUCGGGGGCGGGUCCUUCGGCAGGUUAAGCUUGGUUGACAUCAUGUUUUUCAUGUAUGUUCAGCUCCUGACAUACACGCUAAGUGUGUCCAUAGGACUACUUUUGCCGGACUGAAAGCAAAAGACAGUCCUCUUUGCCUCCGUCUGGUUGGUAUACCCUGGAAUACCGCUAAACAAAGAGGAUGUAAUAGCGUAGUAGAGCGUUCACUAUUCAUUCAUUGAUAUCUAGUUAGUGUCCAAAUGUAUUUUUAUUUUUUUUCGCCAUUGGGACUCUAUUAGUGACAGAUGUCACCGUAUGGCCUCCAUCGCAUCUAUUCAACAUAGCGGCAUAUACGUUACACAGAGGCCAUGAACAUGAUGUGAACCAAACCUUAGUGUGCUUUGUAAGGACUAUGCCUUUUAGAACGCAAAGUAGAAGAGUGUUGUCUAUAAGACACUGAAGCAGCAGGAGGAUACUUGGAGGUGUGAGAUCGGUAUAAAUCAAAAGUGGAACCUGCACUUAAAGGGAGUCUUUCACCUAAUCUGAGCGUGAAAGAUCAGGUUAUAGACUCUUUGACCCUCAUUACAAUCGUACCUUUC
This is a messenger RNA of Bufo gargarizans (Asiatic toad), 5969 nucleotides long. RefSeq names its product zinc finger and BTB domain containing 47 (gene ZBTB47). Gene Ontology annotation, biological process: regulation of transcription by RNA polymerase II. Gene Ontology annotation, cellular component: nucleus. The record is from RefSeq and is a predicted model, not a curated record. Gene Ontology annotation, molecular function: RNA polymerase II cis-regulatory region sequence-specific DNA binding; protein binding; DNA-binding transcription factor activity, RNA polymerase II-specific. Lineage: Eukaryota; Metazoa; Chordata; Amphibia; Anura; Bufonidae.